Felis catus (domestic cat) is the source of this 1687-nucleotide messenger RNA. RefSeq names its product TATA-box binding protein like 1 (gene TBPL1). The transcript has 11 exons. The coding region runs from base 528 to 1211 and encodes 227 amino acids. The record is from RefSeq and is a predicted model, not a curated record. Gene Ontology annotation, molecular function: DNA binding; general transcription initiation factor activity. Lineage: Eukaryota; Metazoa; Chordata; Mammalia; Carnivora; Felidae. Gene Ontology annotation, biological process: DNA-templated transcription initiation.
CACCCCCGAGAGCUCAUCGGACCCCAGCGCGGCCGUUCAAACUGGCGAGUGUGCGCCUCUCGGGGUCCCCGGAUUCCAGGGCUACUUGGGCGCAGAGCCGUGAAAGAGUCUCAGUCCCCAGGCGCCCAGCUUUCGAGCGACCGCCCUCCUACGCCCGUCGGCCUGAGCCACCGUUUCUCCUGCUGGGCUCCCCAGCCCUAGCCUGCAGCCGCCCUCGCCCCGGUCCAUCCUUCCAGGAUCUGACUGCGCCGCGCAUAAGCCUCUGAAGUGCUCGGGCUCCCAGGCGGAGUCCUGACCGCAAACCCAAGUUGAAAGUAGCUGAGACUGCUGUUCUGCUCCAGUAAUUCAAGUGACUCAAGGAUGACCGCAUAGAACUGGAAAAUUAUUUGUUUAUGAUUCUUCCACCGGAAUACAGCUGCCGUGAAGUUUCCUUCUCUGACCGUUGUUCUGAGCUGUCUUCCCAGUGUUCAGCUACAGUGCUUGGAUGUGAUCUUCGUGGUGGGAAGCUCAGUUUUUAAACUACCCCAAUGGAUGCAGACAGUGAUGUUGCAUUGGACAUUCUAAUUACAAAUGUAGUCUGUGUUUUUAGAACAAGAUGCCAUUUGAACUUAAGGAAGAUUGCUUUGGAGGGAGCAAAUGUAAUUUAUAAGCGUGAUGUUGGAAAAGUAUUAAUGAAGCUUAGAAAACCUAGAAUCACAGCUACAAUUUGGUCCUCAGGAAAAAUUAUUUGCACUGGAGCAACAAGUGAAGAAGAAGCAAAAUUUGGUGCCAGACGUUUAGCCCGCAGUCUGCAGAAACUAGGUUUUCAGGUAAUAUUUACAGAUUUUAAGGUCGUUAACGUUUUGGCGGUGUGUAACAUGCCAUUUGAAAUCCGUUUGCCAGAAUUCACAAAGAACAAUAGACCUCAUGCCAGUUAUGAACCUGAACUUCAUCCUGCUGUGUGCUAUCGGAUAAAAUCUCUAAGAGCUACGUUACAGAUUUUUUCAACGGGAAGUAUCACAGUAACAGUCCUUAAGAGAAAAUACACGUUACCAACACCUUUAGACUCUGAACAAAACUUUGGAAGCAGGCUUGUUGUACUUCACUGGGUUCCUCAGCACUCCUGUGAGCGUCAGAGGCGGCCUAACCAAAGCCAGACUACAGCGACCAAAAGGGCCCAACGUAAAGGCUGUUGCUACUGCUGUGGAACAGAUUUACCCGUUUGUGUUUGAAAGCAGGAAAGAAAUUUUAUAAUUCAUCGCUUAAUUGGUUAGAAUCCCUAACUGAGCACCUUUUAAAACCUGCUGCACAUUGGACUCAAAACAAAAGGAAAACUGGACCAACAGUAAUUGAGGAAAUAGACUCUUUUAUUCAUUCACGGCUACAGUGUAAGCUCCAGGCCCUUUGGAUUUUAUUUCAGACCUUGCUGUAAUAUAAAAAGGAAGUUUACAAGACAUGACAUUGCUGCUUUUACAAAAGGACAUUCUAUUUAUUUUCGCAGUAAUUCUCAUGUCCCCGAAAGCAGAGCUGUCACAGUGUGCACUACCUUAAAUUGUUCUGUUGUUGUCAUUAGUUUUUUCCAGUUUGAGCUAAUGUGUUUUAUUUGUGAAUAGUCUUUUACAUUUUUGUAUGCUGAAUAUGGGCACCAAAGAACCUGUAAAAGUUAUCUUUUUCAAUUGAAUGUGCACAAAUAAAAGUUUGGAAAAGA